GGGUCUCUGCAUUUUCUUUGCCACAACAAUAAUAGGAAAUUAGCAAAAACACCCUUUUUAUUGUUUUUUCAACAAAAGGCGCGUCAGCAACACAAGAAGCACUUUCACAAGUCUUCGCGUUUCCAUAGUCCAAGUCUUCUCUUCUCAAGCUUGGAAGUUUCCGGCUUUUCCUUGUUUGACCCCUUCCACUCAUUCACAUCCACACUAUCAAAUAUAAUCUUUAAACACUUUUAAGGUAACUUCUCGGUUCCCUUAUCAUCUGAAAUUUUCAAACUUUGGUUCAUUUUUGGAUAGAAAAUUUCCUCACUCUUCAUUUUCUGCUCUUUACUUAGUGUGUGUGUUUUUGGGCAGAGUUAUGUUUAUAGAAAGCUUCAUGGGUUUUCCUGAAUUGGGUUGUCCAAAAUCUCAGGGUGUGUUCUUGGGAGGGUUGUAGUGCUACGGAGUUUAUAUGUUGUGCUGUGGCUUGAAUUGGAUACCAAUCUGAGUGAGGAGGUGCUUGGAUUACUUCUUAUUGGCUUGUGUUAAGGAUAUAGGUGAAGAUGGUUCUGAGUAACCGGGUUUUGAGUUCUCGAAUUCUUGUGAAUUUCUUGCUGCUGAUUAGUUGUGGCAUGACCUUUGGGACUGUAACUGAUGUCUUCUGCUUGAAAAAAAUCAGAGAGUCCCUUCAGGAUCCCAAUAACUAUUUAAACUCUUCUUGGAAUUUCGACAACAAAACUGAGGGGUUUAUCUGCAACUUUAAUGGGGUUGAGUGUUGGCACCCUGAUGAGAAUAGAGUCUUGAAUCUCAAACUGUCAAAUAUGGGACUCAAGGGCCAGUUUCCUCGUUUCAUUCGAAAUUGCUCCAGCUUAACUGGAUUAGACCUUUCCAUGAACAAACUCUCUGGAAGCAUUCCAGGAGAUAUAUCGGAUCUUAUACAGUAUGUGACAUCUCUUGAUCUAUCUUCAAAUGAAUUUUCUGGGGAAAUACCUGUGAGUCUUGCGAAUUGUACCUUUCUUAAUACCCUUAAACUUGAUCAGAAUCAACUCACUGGUCAAAUCCCUCAACAAUUUAGCGCUCUCGCACGACUGAAGGAAUUUUCUGUAUCCAACAAUCUUUUGACAGGUCCAGUUCCUGGCUUUAACAAAAGUCAAGUUACGGUGUUGAGUUAUGCAAAUAAUCAAGGCCUAUGUGGAGAUUCAUUGCCGUCAUGCCAGACAAAGUCUUCCAAGAGUAACACUGCUGUUAUUGCUGGUGCUGCUGUUGGUGGGGUGACACUUGCUGCAUUAGGAUUGGGUGUUUUAAUGUUCUUCUUUGUGCGACGUGUUUCUUUCAAGAAGGAAGAGGACCCCGAAGGAAACAAAUGGGCAAGGAGUAUAAAAGGAACUAAAACAAUUAAGGUUUCCAUGUUUGAGAAAUCAAUUUCAAAAAUGAAAUUGAGUGAUCUCAUGAAGGCUACUAACAACUUCAGUAACACCAAUAUCAUUGGGAAAGGAAGUACAGGAACAGUUUACAGAGCUGUUCUUGAUGAUGGCACAACACUUAUGGUUAAGAGACUGCAGCAAUCUCAGCACUCUGAGAAAGAAUUUAUGUCUGAGAUGGGUACACUGGGGACUGUUAGACAUCGUAACCUUGUUCCUCUUUUAGGUUUCUGCAUGGCCAAAAAGGAGAGGCUUUUGGUCUAUAAAAACAUGCCAAAUGGCAACCUCUAUGAUCAACUACAUCCUGCAGAUGGUGGGAGCACUCUCGACUGGCCCAUGAGGCUCAAAAUUGCACUUGGAGCAGCCAAAGGGUUAGCAUGGCUUCAUCAUAGCUGCAAUCCCCGUAUCAUCCACCGAAACAUAAGCGCAAAGUGCAUCUUGUUGGAUGCUGAUUUUGAGCCCAAAAUUUCUGAUUUUGGCCUUGCCAGACUGAUGAACCCAAUUGAUACUCAUUUGAGUACUUUCGUAAAUGGCGAGUUUGGGGAUUUUGGAUAUGUUGCUCCUGAAUACACUAAAACUUUGGUUGCUACCCCGAAGGGGGAUAUUUAUAGCUUUGGAACUGUGCUUCUUGAGUUGGUGACUAGUGAAAGACCUACCAAUGUGGCUAAAGCUCCAGAAACUUUUAAAGGAAAUCUAGUAGAAUGGAUUACGGAGCUCUCAAGUAAGUCACAACUCCAGGAUGCCAUUGAUGAAUCACUAGUUGGCAAGGGUGAUGAUACCGAGCUUUUCCAAUUUUUAAAGGUUGCAUGCAACUGUGUUGUACCAACUCCUAAGGAGAGGCCCACCAUGUUUGAAGUAUAUCAGCUUUUAAGAGCUAUUGGGGGUAGAUACAAUAUAAUAACUGAGGAUGACUUGUUGUUACCUACAGAUAUUGGUGAUACUGAAAACUUGGGGGAACUUAUUGUAGCUCGAGAAGGAAAUAUAUGAAAAGGUAUGUGAAAAUAUAUACAGGGUAUAUGUAAGCAGUUUUAAAUUUUAAUAUGUAAUUAUCUAUUUCUUACUUUGUUUUCCUAAAAUAAAUGUUAGGGGUAUAUGUAGUUUUGAGGAUCUAGAUCCAGAUGUGUGCUAUUGAAAUUGGAACGUCAAUAUAAGUUCAUCAAUCAAGGAUUAGA
Messenger RNA from Abrus precatorius (Indian licorice), 2569 nucleotides. Its product is annotated as probably inactive leucine-rich repeat receptor-like protein kinase At5g48380. The transcript is spliced from 3 exons. Bases 540 to 2384 code for a protein of 614 amino acids. The record is from RefSeq and is a predicted model, not a curated record. Gene Ontology annotation, biological process: protein phosphorylation. Lineage: Eukaryota; Viridiplantae; Streptophyta; Magnoliopsida; Fabales; Fabaceae. Gene Ontology annotation, molecular function: ATP binding; protein binding; protein kinase activity.